GCCACGCCCCUUUAACCCCCUUCGCGCCGCAGGCCCCGCUCCGCGCCGCGUCCCGCGCGGGCCGCCGUAGCGCAGUUGCCGUUGCCGCCGGGGUGGGAGCGGGCGGGCUCAGGCCCCGCGCAGCACGGAGGCCGCUGAGCCACCCCCUUCGCCACCGCCUCUGCGGGGCCGGCCCCGGCCCCCGCCCCGCCCGCGGGGGCGGCCCGCGCCGCGGCCCCUCCUCGGGGGAGGCCGUCUGCAUGGGCAGGCGCUGCGGGGCUCCGCGCUCGCCGGCCCCGCCGGCAGAGACGCUCCCGGAUCCAGAUUACUGCUGAUUUGAUCCUCUGGAAUCUGCGAAAGGAAAGUCUGCCAGCCUCUGUGAAUAGCUUUGCAGUGUAACAGGAGUGGAGUACCCAAGCAGGAUCGCCAAGAGAUGUGAACGAGUGUAAGCAAAGCUGAGCACAUCAGUAUUUCUGACUCAAACCUGGGCUCGUUCCCCAGGCACAGUUUGUGUGUGGGGUGAAUACCCUCUUGGUACCUGCAGAUGAUGUCGGUCGAAGGGUCUACAAUAACAAGUCGAAUCAAAAAUCUACUUCGCUCGCCUUCCAUUAAGCUGAGGAGAAGCAAGCCUGGGAACAAGCGUGAAGAUAUAGGCAGCAAGGUGACUUUGGAGAAGGUGCUGGGGAUAACUGUGUCAGGAGGCAGAGGAUUAGCCUGUGACCCCAGAACUGGCCUCGUUGCUUAUCCAGCAGGGUGUGUUGUUGUACUGUUCAACCCUCGGAAGAAUAAGCAACACCACAUUCUAAACAGUUCCAGGAAAACAAUUACAGCACUUGCUUUCUCUCCAGAUGGAAAAUAUUUGGUUACAGGAGAGAGUGGGCACAUGCCAGCAGUUCGAGUAUGGGAUGUGGCUGAGCGAACCCAAGUGGCUGAACUCCAGGAGCACAAGUAUGGUGUGGCCUGUGUGGCCUUCUCCCCCAGCUCCAAGUACAUCGUUUCAGUGGGAUACCAGCAUGACAUGAUUGUCAACGUAUGGUCUUGGAAGAAAAACAUUGUAGUGGCAGCCAACAAAGUCUCAAGUAAAGUGACAGCUGUGUCAUUCUCGGAGGACUGCAGUUACUUUGUCACUGCUGGAAAUCGACACAUCAAGUUCUGGUACCUGGAUGACAGCAAAACCUCAAAGGUCAAUGCCACAGUGCCCUUGCUGGGUCGCUCAGGACUGCUUGGAGAACUGAGGAACAACUUCUUUGCAGAUGUGGCAUGUGGAAGGGGCAAAAAAGCUGAGAGCACUUUCUGUAUCACAUCCUCAGGCCUGCUCUGUGAAUUCAAUGAAAAAAGGCUGCUAGACAAGUGGGUGGAGCUGAGAAAUACAGACAGCUUCACAACCACUGUGGCAAACUGCAUUUCUGUGAAUCACGACUACAUCUUCUGUGGCUGCGCUGAUGGCACUGUGCGGAUUUUUAACCCUCUGAACCUUCACUUUGUCACCACUCUGCCGAAGCCGCACUUCCUGGGAACAGACAUCGCGAGCGUGACUGAGGCCAGUCGUCUUUUCUCUGGUGUGGCUGAUGCAAAGUAUCCAGACACGAUUGCUUUGACCUUUGAUGCCACCAACCAGUGGCUUUCUUGUGUAUACAAUGACCACAGCCUGUAUGUGUGGGAUGUCAAAGACCCAAAGAAAGUGGGCAAGGUGUACUCUGCUCUGUACCACUCCUCCUGCGUGUGGAACAUUGAGAUGUAUCCGGAGGUCAAGGACAACAAUCAGCCAUGUCUCCCCCCUGGUUCCUUCAUCACCUGCUCUUCUGACAACACCAUCCGUCUGUGGAACACCGAGAGUUCCAACAUUCAUGGCACAGCCCUGCACCGCAACAUUCUCAGCAAUGACUUGAUGAAAAUCAUUUAUGUAGAUGACAACACUCAGGUACUUCUGGACACUGAUUACAACUCAGCAGGAAGUGCAGAGAAAGCUGAUGCACAAGUGAUGGAUACGAAGGUGGGGAUACGCACUGUCUGUGUGAGUCCUAGUGGGGAGCACCUGGCCUCCGGGGACAGGAUAGGCACUCUGAGGAUAUAUGAGCUGCAGUCUCUGAGGGAAAUGCUGAAGGUGGAAGCCCAUGACUCUGAGAUCCUAUGUUUGGAAUACUCCAAACCUGACACAGGCUUAAAGCUCUUAGCCUCAGCCAGUCGGGAUAGAUUGAUUCAUGUCUUGGAUGCUGGAAAGGACUACAGCCUGCAGCAGACUCUGGAUGAACAUUCUUCUUCCAUCACUGCUGUAAAGUUUGCAGCCAAUGAUGGAAAAGUGCGAAUGAUAAGCUGUGGGGCAGACAAGAGCAUCUAUUUCCGCACUGCGCAGAAGACAGGAGAAGGGGUUCAGUUUACCCGAACGCAUCACAUUGUAAGGAAGACCACUCUGUAUGACAUGGAUGUGGACCCCAGCUGGAAAUACGCAGCUAUUGGAUGCCAGGAUCGUAACAUCAGGGUUUUCAACAUAAGCAGUGGGAAGCAGAAGAAGCUUUACAAGGGAUCUCAAGGUGAAGAUGGCACCCUCAUCAAAGUGCAAACAGAUCCCUCUGGUCUUUAUAUUGCAACCAGUUGUUCUGACAAGAAUCUCUCCAUCUUCGAUUUCUAUUCUGGCGAGUGUGUUGCAACCAUGUAUGGGCAUUCAGAGAUUGUAACUGGGAUGAAAUUCAGCAAUGACUGCAAGCAUCUAAUCUCUGUUUCUGGUGACAGCUGUAUCUUUAUCUGGCGUCUGAGCUCAGAGAUGACCAUCAACAUGCGGCAACGACUGUCUGACAUGAAGCAGAGAGGGAAACAGACAGAAAAGUCUCCUCCACACAAGACGACUGGACUCAUAAGGCAUGAGUCCAUCUCUGCUCUGUCCUCUGUGCCUGCGCUCUCAUCAGACAGCGACAAGGAUGGUGAAGAUGAAGGGAAUGAUGAAGAUGAGUUACGUGGGCUGCAGUCUUUCCGUAUUCAGUCCAGCUGCAACACUGAGAAAGACUCAGAUCCAGACCUUACGCUCUCAAGAAGCCUUUCCCAUUGGGAAAUGAGGAGGGCCAAAGAGAUUGCAGCAAUCCAGCGUUCAGAAGCACCAAUGAGCAAGAUGCCCAGGCAACGUGGGCGCUGGUCCCAGCCAACCAGCAACAUAGACAUGACUGUGAAAUCCAUGCUUGACUUGCGUCAGUUGGAGUCUUUCUCUGUUUCCCGUUCUCCAAGUCGAGACUCACUGUCUCAGAACAGCAAUGGGGAUGACAGAGAAGAGCAGGCAGAUCUUCCUGUGCACAUCAAUAAAGUUGCCAACUCAAUACCUCCCCAAGAUAACCAGUCUUGUGUGAGACCCCAAGUGAUUCAGCUUGUGUCUUGUGAAGAGGGGAUUUUCUCUCAGGAACUGGAACCAUCUGAGAGUGAGGAGUGUGUAAUCUACCCUGAGCAAGAUGAAAUCCAUCCCACAGACCCUAGCAGUGAUUUCCAGGUAAAAGCAUUGCCCCAUGGGAAGCUAAGUAGAGCUUAUCACAAUAAUGGAUGCCCAGACAAACACAGUCCUGACAGUGCCUGCUCUGUAGACUACAGCAGCAGUCGUCUGUCCAGCCCAGACCAUCCGAAUGAAGAUUCUGAAAGCACUGAGCCCCUAAGUGUGGAUGGCAUCUCAGACCUGGAGGGAGAGGAAGGAGAGGAGGAUGUGGGUACUAGCAUGCCAGACAGAGAAAUUCCCCAGACACUUGAUCAGGAAAAGUUCCUCAAGCAGCAUUUUGGAACCCUGGGCAGCACGGAUGGAAAAGGUGGCUCAUGUAGGAAUCUAGAAAGAACUGAAAACCUCAGCAUUUCCUCUCGCUUUCUUUCCCAGUCCCCGGCUCUCAGACGAUUAUCACUCUCGUCGUCAAAUCUGAUACUGGAUUCAAAGACCAUCGAGCCCCCAACCCAGACCAUUCGAGUAACACAAGACUUGCUGAAAACUGGCAGCAGCCAUCCUGGUGAUGCACUGGAGAACAGCCAUCUCCUGGACAGUGUAAAUUCAAAUUGUGCUGUUUAUGUCCAGAAGAAAAAUAGAUCAACUUUGGAGGCCAGCAGAGUUGAUAUGGCUCCUGGACGGGUUAUUGUGUCCUUUCCAGAAGGCCCUGUGAAUGGAGUGAUGAGAAAGGCACAGUCAGCUCACGACCUUGUUCAUGAGGAUAAGGGUCCUGGAGUGAUAUCCUCUGCCAAGCAGCGUCCUCAGACUCUUUUGGUGGUUGAGAAGGAUCCCAGACCUAACAAUUGCAGGGUGUUAUCAGCCAGUAUGUUGAAGAUUGAUGGACCUGGUGCUCUGCUGGCCAAAGAUGUCAGAGCUGCAAAACCAAAGUCAUAUAUGAACCCCACAACCAGCUUCCGGGCUAAGAUGUCAAGGAGCGUUUCUGUAGGGGAAAAUCUGUACCUUGGUUACUCCACUGAAAUGUUGACGGAUGGGAGAACUAGCCCUCCAGUGGCAGAGAAGACACAGUUUAGUUCCAUGGCAGAUGCUGAGAAGUUCAAGCUACCAGUAAAAGAAAACGUUCCAGUGAAGCCUGCACUGCAGCCAGUUGUAAACUGCUCAUCUCCCAAGCCCUUCCACAGCAAGUUGGCAUCAUCAAACCGAGCACAUCUGAUUCUUGACAUUCCCAAACCAUUGCCUGAUAGACCUACACUGGCCUCCUUCUCACCCACUACCAAACCAAAAACCCUGCUUGAGCCACAGUCUCCACAGUCACCUGCUGGCGCCUGUAAAAAGAAACUCCCUUACCCUGAGGUCCGAGCCUCCAAGAGGGAGAAUCAGACUGCUGGGUCUCUGGUUCCUGGUAGAGAGAUCCCAACAGGAGUUGCUAAGGAGAGCCCAGUGGAGAAUCCAGUCUCAAGGACAGGUUGCCAGGAUGAGUCAGGGGCCAGUAAUCCAAAACUGAGGGAGUUGUCAGAGGGUCGACACCUAAAGCCCCCUUUGGGCACACUGCCCAGUUGCCGGGAGAGGAUCACCGGCAUCGCCUGUGUGCUAGAUGACCAACCUGGACUUUGCCCACUAGACCCCAUCAGGCCGAAGUCUCCUACAUCUAUAACUGCCUCAGCACAGGUCUCAGGUGUGCAUGGAUACCCAUCUCUUACCUUCCCCCUUCUGUCUCCUGUCUUUGUGAAUCGCCUCACGAUCCCAUCACAUUUCUUUACGUCCAGCUUCUGGCCUGUCUCGUCCUGUCUGCACCUGUCUCGUUCCAUAAGCCAUCCCCUUAAUGAACUGUGCAUCAGCGUAGAGCAAUGUGAGCAUGUGGUAUCCGAGCUCCAGCAGAGCAUGCGCAAAGCCAUUCAUCUUUACCGCAUGGUGUUAAAUGAUACGGAAUCUUCUACUGACAAAGAUAAAAUAGCUGGCCUUCUGACAGAAACAUUCUCCUCAAUGAAGAAAGAAUUGGACUCUCUGAAGGAUGAGGAAGAGCUCCCAAAGGUUAAGGAGGUACUGGUGAAGCCACAAGAUACCGCUAGCUCUCUGAAUGAGGCAUGUGGUGCCAAUCUACCGAGUCCCAAGAGUUUGGGAGAUGAGCAGACACUAGCUUUGCUGGAACAGUACUCAGAGCUAUUGCUGCAAGCUGUGGAACGACGGAUGGACAAAAAACACUAAGAGGGUGUCUUCCAGGUGUUUGUGAAUACACAGAAAUAAUCCCAAGAAGGGGACCACAGAGAGAGCUUCAGAUGCUGUCAUCGCACUGGUCUGGGGCUGGCAGAGAGACCUUUAUAAAUAGAUUUCCUCAGGCCCCUUACAACUGAUUUGCUCUAAUUCCUAGCAAUGUGCUGGCCACAAUUUUAAUGUUUUUUUCCCCGAUGGCCUUCAACAUCCUGUCUCUAGAAAAGUCUUGAAAGAGGAGUUUGGAGAAACUGCAUUGACAUUUCUUCAUAGCCAGGUCAGGAUGUUUGACACCUAAAGAAACAAAGAAAAUCCAGUUUAUCCAAGAAAUUCUGAACUGCUGACUAAAACCAGAGGAGUCCAAGUGAAGCCAAUCCUUUCCUCUCCAAGGCUUCAUGAGAAUCAAGAAGCAGACUUUUUAUGGAUUUAUUUAUUAAUUUAUUUUUCUGACUGUUGCUCUAUGUCACGUUUGUGGCCAUUAUCCUUGUCCUUUAACAAAAACUCUUGAUCCUUUUGCCAUAUCCCAGCGAGAAACAAUCUUUGUAUUAUAACCCUCCAACAGGGAGACAGGCUGGAGUGUCUGUGCAAUUAAUGAACUGUUUUCUGCUUAAAACUUGUCUUGCUGUUCUUUCUUUUCCUGCCUUAGUUUUGUUACCUGAAGUAAUUCUACUGUUGUCACAUUGGCUCUGUCUGCUUUUCUCUUGUUUCAAGACAGUCCCCACACUGUAUGUUAUCUGCAUUCACCUCUGGGGGAAAGCAGUGCAACCCUGGACCAUGCUUUGUAGAUUACCUAAUGAAUUCAGUAGUGUUAUUUUUAAUCUGGAAUUUGACAUUACAUUGAUAUUUCAAACUGGGUUUUCUGCAUACAUUUUAAAAAUGAAAAUUUAUUUUGGCCACCUUUCAUGAUUAGGAAUUGGAUAUUGACUUUGAUGUUAUAAUGACUGGGGAAAUUUGGAGUGAUGAUUUAGUUGUUGAGAAGAGACAUGAAAAAGCUGGUGUCCAUCUCUUAUGGUGCAACUCUGGAUUUAAGAGCUCUUCAGUGCAACGGCUCAUCCAUGUCAUUUGUUCGUUUCACUGUGAUAGGAAAAUGUUUUCUUCUUGCUUUUCCAGGAGAACAGAAUAUUUACAUCCUAAGAAAGCUGGGAUUCUCUUACCUAUUGUAAAGCUAUUUCAACUGCCCACAAAAAAUGGUUUCCCAAGAACCUCAAACACGAUAUUUUGAGAUGUGAUUGCCAUGGUUUCUGCUGCCCCCAGCCUCUUUGUUUUUCAUCAGUUUCUAUUCUCAGAAACAGAAAAUCUUCCCCUCUUGCAUUUGUGUGUGCAGUACUCUUCUUAUCUUGUGGAACUUUUCCGAGCCCAUGCUAAAUUGUGUUUGUUGUGGCUUUAAACUGUCCAGUGAUGUCUUUUUGGUCAAUGAUAAGCUAAGAAAAAAAGAAAAUUUCAAACCAAUGAAAUUCUUCAGCACCUUCCCCCUUGCUUCCACUCCUUUCCAUAGCAGGGACAGAUACACAAAAUGCUCUAUUUCUUUAUCAUCCCCAGUGUGUCUUGUAUUUAUUUUGAGGUAGAGCAGUGUCAUCCCAGUUUAUAAAACUAAUGCAAACAAUAAGCUUUCAGUGGGAGAGAGAAUUCUGGCAUCUGUGGAAGUCAUUCACAAGCAGACAGACUGCAUCGCUUGGUUCCACAGGUUACAGGCCCGGACCAGUCUUCUUUCGUUUUACUGUUCUGGCUGCCAUCUUUAUGAAACCUCGUGGCACUCUGAGGUGUGGUCUGUUGACUUCUCAUCUUUCUGUGACUGGAGAUCUGGGAUGACCUAUUCCUUCCAAAUAACUCCAGGGCUGAAUAAUCUGCAGUUCCUGCAUUCCUCCCUAACGUGUUUGCUGGAGGGUCACUGCUGCUGAGUGCUUUGGGACUUUGCAGUACGGGGAGCACUUUGAGAACUUUCCAGUUACUCCUGCCUGUAAUUUAAAUCUGCCUAAUCCCAUGUUUCAAGGUGUCCUUGCUAACCUUUACUUCUGUGGGCAUGUAGUGAAAUUUUAAGUGUUAUUUUCUAGUCCCAUCUUAGCAUUGCACUGUGCUAUAUCAGCUGAUGUGCUCGGUCCCAUGGGCAGUUUUUCUUGCACAGACAGGUUUUACAAAGGAAGGUGAGUUGAAAACCUGAGAGGAAAUUUCUGGCAGUUUCCUUGAGUGAAAAGGUGCACUGGAGAUGCUGUGAGUGGAAUGUGUGAUGGCAGUUGUGUUGGAUCUGUGGCAGAGUUGGUGCGGGUCAAGCUUGCUUCUGAGGUGAUCUGUUCCUCUACUUUCAGACUGUGAACAUUUGUCCUAGUAUACAGGUAACUUCUUGCUGUGCUGGGGACACAAGACACUCAGGUAAAAUGACAGACCCUUCAACCCGGGUAUCUUUUGGUACCAGUGAUUACGGUUUGAGGGUCCUUUAUAUUACUUUCCUGUGCAAUUUUAUUCCAUUAUUUAAACUUUGAGGUGGUGACAAAAAGGGUCAGAGAUGAUAUGGAAGAUCCAGCGUUGAGAAUAAAAUUCCCAUUGAGGUAAAGAGCAGCAACCAGUGAGGCUGGCGUGGAGAUGUGAAACAGAGCUCCUCGUAAAUGAGCAGCAUGAAGCAAAUCUGGGUUUUAAGCUGUUCAGAGUGGGUUUUGCUUCAUGGAAUGGGUUUUGCUUGCGGUCAUGGCUGCGUACAGGAAACCAGAGGUAAAAUCUGAUCAGAAUGAUAGUAAGAGAAUUGUCAGGCAAGUAGAUCAGCUGGAGGAUGGUUGUGUAGUUUAAAAUAAAUUAUAAUAGCAUAUGUAGCUACUCAGGAAAACACUAGAGGUAGAGAUGACCUUGGCUUGAGAAACACCAUUUGGCCAAUAUCUGUGAAAGAUAUAGUACAGAAAGGCUUCAGGAAAGUAGAUUUAGGGCUGAGAUGGUGAUUGUGACUGAAGAAUGAAUUGGAAGGUGUUUGUUUUUAAAUAUGUCUUAUUGGGCCUCUUGUUUCUUUGUUUGCUGUCCUGUAAGCAACUGUUUGUUCUUAAAUGGCAAAGUCAUGAGCUGUUUGCCCAAGGCUUGGAUGUUACGAAUUGAGUAGUAAAAGUUCAGCAAAGGAGAUGCUGGCGCCACUAGUUUGUUGCUGAGAAGGGUGAGGAGAUAGUAUUGCUCUUUAUACUUUGAGACUGAUCCAACUGAUUCUUCCUUGCUAACUUCCUAUUGCUGGCAGUAGGAAAUAUUCCUAAAAAUUCUAGUUUACAGAACAAAGAGCGUAAACGCAUUAUGUUUUGUUGCACCUUGUGAAUAUGUUUCACCACAGGCUGUCCAUUGGGCCAGGUAGAGAAAUACUGCACGGUAGCUGCCUGGCAAGUGAAGAGGCUUGUGGGAGGAGGUAAUAAACUUGAGUCUAUCCGUCUUACUGGUUUGUGAGCCCCCUUACUGGUUUGUGUGGAUGUUAGCAUAGGCACAAACGGAUAUCUAUCUGUGUUAAGAAAAGUUAUUUAACAUAAAGCCUGAAAAAAUCAUUUGGACCUGCUAAUCAUUUUAUGUACGUUUUGUCCCCUCCCAUUCAACGUUCCUGGUCAAAAUGAGAAUAGUUGUUGGGGUUUUUUUCCAUCUUGUAAAUAGUAUUACUUUGCUUGUGAGACAUCUCGGUUCAUUCUUGGACUUGUGCAGUAGGAAGGACUGCAACCUGAAAGGGCAGAAAAUGUUUUCUGUUUUAUUUGCUGUUGCAGGCAGGGUAAGGCCAUCCUCUUCCCAACCACUCAGUAGCAUCCAGGAACCGCAUGUAUGGAAGUCUGCGUUUCUUCCACCUCUUCUCUCAGUUUGUCCUCUCCUUUCCAUGGGACCUCCCAGGCAAGGGUUGGAGCAGGUCUUAGAGCAGCCCCCUCCCUUGUCCCCCUGUUUUGCAGACUUCAUCCUGACCCAGAGGAAUUGGCACGUUUCUUUCCAGGAGCAGAAACAAGACAGACUUAAUUUUUUAAAAAGAAAGGCUAUGUAUAUAACUAUAUAUAAGGAAAAAAAAAAAGAAAUACAGGUAUUUAAACGCCAUUGGUAAACUCAUGCAUGUGUAUGGUGUCUCCGCCCACCCCACCCUGCUGGAUGCGCAACAUCCAGAGUAUGAAAUGACUAAAACCCCAUUCAAAGAACAGAUAGGACUCCUGUCAGCCCUUGAGGGAGCUGAUGCUUCCUUUUCUGGACACGACCAGCGUAUCCCUUAUUCCGUAUGGUGUGUGUGCGUGACAAGGCUGGGACUGUGUUCACAUGGGAACACGGGGAUGCCUUGGGAAUAAGCCAUGUCCCCUUGCGCGCCCCACGGAUGCGGGAUGCUCUGUCCUUGCGUCCUCCAGCACUCCCUUUUCCUUUCACCUGUUUAAACAAAACAAAUCCCCCUUUAUUUAUAAAUGUGUGUUUUUAUACUUUUGGCUUUAGGUAAAAUAAUCCUUUAAACUGUCUUUUUUUUUUAAAAUUAUGUGGGGAGAAAAAUAUAAUAAAAAUCGUUUGUUGGG
Molecule: messenger RNA, 10080 nt
Organism: Cuculus canorus (common cuckoo)
Lineage: Eukaryota; Metazoa; Chordata; Aves; Cuculiformes; Cuculidae
Gene: MAPKBP1
Product: mitogen-activated protein kinase binding protein 1
Exons: 32
Coding region: 524-5590 (1688 amino acids)
Molecular function (GO): protein binding
Source: RefSeq, a predicted model, not a curated record